AUGGAUCAGGGAAAGCCGCUCAUGAAUUUACCAGUAUUUCCUUCUUCUAAUGAGCUAGAAAUAAAUGAAGCUUCUGGUGGCUCAUCAGCUGAAGGAGAUUCCUAUAUGUUCGAGAUAGCUGAAAUUUUGGAUCAAGUUGAAGGCAAAACCGAGUCUGAAGAAGAUAAAGAUCAAGAAGUUAUCAUAGUAUCAGAUUCUUCUCAUAGAUCAAAAACAAAGGCAAGUAAACACAGAAAAUCGCUUGAUAUUUGCUCACCAUCUUCAAGAUUAUCAAGCUCUCAAGGUUUUUCAAAGUCCCCAUCAUUUCAAUCUGCGAGCAACACUAAUGAAAUUGCUUAUAUAAUAAUUAAAAUAUGGCGUCUCCACCUAGCAUGGCCUCCGGCCAUGCAGCUUCCGAGCACAUAUUUUAAUUAUAUCCGGCAAGAAAGAAAGAAAGAAUUACUUUAUCCCUAAAUUAUCCCAACAGUACUUCCAUCACCAUUCCAGAAUUCCCAAGCAAACUCCGAAAAAGAACUCCCAAUCACAACUCCCAAAACGAAUUCCCAAUCGCAACUCCCAAAAAGAACUCCCAAUCACAACUUCCAACAAAACUCCAAAAACUCCCACAACUCCCCGGAGCAUCGACCCCAAAAGAUCAGCAACCCAAAGAGCCAUUACCGGCAGUUUUUUCCGGGCAGCAAGCCCUUCCCCACGGAAGCAAACCUCCCGCGGCGACCUUUCGGCUGUCCGUCACGUAAGGAGACCAGCUGACCCGGUAUAUCCGGCAAGGUUUUGCCAUUCUGGAAAUGGGCAACAAUGCCAGGUAAGCAAUUCUGCAGGGCAGAGCCUAGUCCAUACUCAACCACCGGGAUGGAUUUUACCUCGUGAGGAAGGAAGGCACGGGCAGUUGGAAAGGGAAAGCCCAGCAAAAUCCUUAGGACCAAUCGGGUAACUCCCUAGCGUGGAACUGGGCGUUACGUCCCAGGCCACGUGUUCUCCCUUUUUGCCGAGAGUCGGCCAGAAAAUCCAUUUUUUGAAUUUUCUGAGCAGGCAACUCACGUCCCAAGAGAAGUCGCUCAUUCAUGAGCCGUCGAAGUCGGCGACGUCACCUGGAGCGCUGGGCGUCGAGUCGGGAGGCUGUGCUUUCAGAUCUCUACGUGCCAAGAGGUGGCGGUGGACCCCGGAAUGCCUACCCCAUGGGAGACGUUAAGCGUUAUAUCUAAUUAAGUAAGUAAGAAAUCGCUUAUAUAACGCAAAUCACUUCAAAUGAUGCAAUUAGAUCGAUUUAUUCAUUAGUAUCAUCUAAACUGCCUUUUUCUUGCAGUGCAAGUACAGAUUUUACUGAGAGGGAUAAGGCUGAAAUCCAAAAUUAUUUUCAAAAUAAAAAAUGCGAGUUCCAAGAUGCUCUAGAAAAAGAAAUUCAGCAUAGACCUUAUACACCAUAUGAAUCCCAUAAACUUGAAAAAGCAAAAAAAAUUAAUAAUAAAAGAGAGAAUAAAAUUGAAUUUAUUUCCAAAAAAAAUCAGGUUGAAGAAAUAGAGAGGAUACAAAAUGCUAAAGAGGUAGCUAAUUAUCAGUUUAAACAGAAAAUUCGGCAUAAAAUAAAAGAAGCUACCUUAAGAGCGGAAAAAACUCAAAAAAUCGAGCGGCAAAAGAAAAGAAAAGAAAUAAAGGUGACGCAUAAGCAAGAAAAGGAUUUAAUUAUUGAAAAUAUCAAAAAUUUCUACAAAGAUCGAAUUGAUUUAAUUAAAGACAAAAUUGACUCUGAAAAAAACAAGAAGCAAAGAGUUGAUUAUGAAGAAAGAGUCCUAUUAUCUCAACUAAAAAGGGAAAAUAAAGAAAUAAAAAAUAAAAUGCUUUAUGACAUAAAAUUAUCAUUAGAGCAAGAAAAAAGAAAUAUUGAUCGAAAUUUAUUGGAACUUGAUAAGUAUGAGGCAAAAAUGUUAAAGAAAUAUAAAUAUGUAAUUUAA
Messenger RNA from Blepharisma stoltei, 1949 nucleotides. Lineage: Eukaryota; Ciliophora; Heterotrichea; Heterotrichida; Blepharismidae. The record is from the annotation of a GenBank genome assembly.